Guillardia theta CCMP2712 is the source of this 636-nucleotide messenger RNA. RefSeq lists its product as hypothetical. Bases 1 to 636 code for a protein of 211 amino acids. The transcript is spliced from 5 exons. Lineage: Eukaryota; Cryptophyceae; Pyrenomonadales; Geminigeraceae. The record is from RefSeq and is a predicted model, not a curated record.
AUGGUGAAUUGGUGCAAUCAAGAAGAGCUAGCGAAGGAGAGGGAGUCGCUCUUCAAGCAGGGGUAUCGGCUGUUACCGGAGAGACCCGCAUUCAAGACCUCUCUGUACGACCACAGUGAGCGGGUGGAUGCUGAGGUUGCAACCGGAGGCGAAUUGCAUCCUCCUGGUGCGAUUCAGACGGUGAUGCAAGGGAUGGCUAGCUUUUUGGAAGAGGGUCAGAGGAAGAUUGCCUUGUUUUCCCCGACGGAGCUGUUUCCUCCCGCGGCUGACAAGCACUUGAGCAUGAGAAAGUCGAAGGUCAUCUUCGAGAAGUCUUUGAGACGCCCUGAUAUCCUCCGGCCCAACUUGACCCGCGAUUGUCUUGCCUGUGGCUCCGAGGGCAGCAUGACGAACGGUCUGUGUCAGAUGUGUGGACAUGAUCUAGCGUCGUGGAGAAGAAGAUUAGUGCCGAUCGAGACGAUAGUUCCCUUCGCUUCCGUGAAGGAUCAGUGUGAAAUCUCAUACAAAGUUUCGAGUGUUAAGAUUCGAUCGCCCAAGGGCCCGCGGGAGGUGACGGUCCCGCUGCUGGACUCCAAGUACGAGCUCCCCGACAGCUUGGAAUGCUCGUUUGAGGAGGAGGAGGGGCUGUGGUGUUAG